Messenger RNA from Symbiodinium pilosum, 671 nucleotides. The record is from the annotation of a GenBank genome assembly. NCBI's taxonomy places the organism in Eukaryota, Dinophyceae, Suessiales, Symbiodiniaceae.
GACAGUGAGGCUAGGAACACAAGCUUUCCAUGGGAAAUGGCCAAGGAAUACACGGAGCGGAGUUCAGUUGUGCUCAGCGUUCGUUUCGAAAAUGUUUUCACAAGGGCGAGGAGCAAAGAGGCCAAAAAUGUCUUCUCCUUGUGCGCGACCGCACGGACGAAGCGCAAGGAAGUCAGCCAACAAGGCGCGGCCAUCCUCGGGCACAAUUUCAGGCGCGGAUAUACUGCUGUGGGCGGGUAUGUGUAUUACCCGAACAUGUUCAGGAAGUCUUCUUGCUGUAUUCACAGGCAGCUGGGCCGGUGGUGCAAAGGCCUCUGCAAAUCCGGCGGUAAGCCAACCAACGCGGACUGCUGGGCUUACUCUUUCCGCUACCAUCUCUCCGGAGGACAUGGAGAGCAUCGCAAGCAGAUUGUGAUGCUCCAGGUGGUAGAGCCAGAUGGCAUCCUUGGACCAGGUCAAGAGGAAGAGGUGGCUAUGGCAGAGGACUUGCAGGUGCCCAUCUACAGGAUCAUGGCUUUGCGUGAUGAAUCGGCUUGUUACGAGAACGAGAACGGCAACGAUGAAAACUUCCUGAACGACCUUUGGUACAUCUGCUGGCGGGCUGAGCCUUCCGAUAGGGGACCUCUUCCGCCAAGGCCGCCUUCACCUACUACGGGUCCUCUAGCACGCUG